CAUCAUCAGCGCAAGAAGGUUUUCGUGACUUUAAUAUGCGUAGCAGCAGUUCACAGAAGAAUUAGCUGUAGAACGCAGAAUCACAUGUUGCAGAUAGAAAAAGGAUCAACUGAUUCAACAUGGCUCAAGUAACAAUCUUGGCUGGUUUGUCCCUUUUGAUUUGUCUUCAAGUUGUGUCUUCAACCAAACUGGCAUGCUACUUCACCAACUGGUCCCAAUACAGACCGGGUGCUGGGAGAUACAUUCCUGAAAAUGUAGACCCCAACCUGUGCACACACCUGAUCUACGCCUUCUCUGUAAUCAGCCCCUCAAAUGAGAUAACAAUGUACGAGUGGAAUGAUGAUGUUCUUUACAGAUCCUUCAAUGCCCUCAAGAACAGAAACCCCCAGCUGAAGACUCUGUUGGCUGUUGGUGGCUGGAACUUUGGCACUGCACAGUUUACCAUCAUGGCUUCAACUCCUGCCAGUCGCCAGACAUUCAUCCAGUCUUGCAUCAGAUUCUUGAGGCUGCACGGCUUUGAUGGACUUGACCUGGACUGGGAGUAUCCUGGAGCACGGGGAAGCCCACCAGAGGACAAGAAGAGAUACACAGUGCUCUUACAGGAAUUACUUGCUGCCUUUGAAAAAGAAGCUACUGAGACCAAACAACCACGGCUCUUGCUCACAGCUGCAGUGGCCGGUGGGAAGGGGAACAUUGACAACGGCUACGAGAUUGCCGAUGUGUCAAAGUUUCUAGACUUUAUAAAUGUCAUGACCUAUGACUACCACGGAGCUUGGGACCCAUUCACUGGUCAUAACAGCCCUCUGUACCGCAGCUCCGUCGAUUAGGGUGAUAACAUAUAUUACAAUGUGGAUUUUUCUAUGAAAUAUUGGAGGGACCAGGGAGCUCCUAUGGAAAAGCUCUUAGUCGGUUUCCCCACAUAUGGACGCACAUUCACCACAUCAACAGCUGCUAAUGGUCUUGGAGCUGCAGCCACAGGACCAGCGAGCGCUGGGCCUUACACCCGUGAAGCUGGGUUUUGGUCUUACUACGAGAUUUGCACAUUCAUCCAAACAGGCAGCAUAAAGUGGAUUGAUGAGCAAAAGGUGCCCUAUGCCAUUAAGGGCAAUGAGUGGGUUGGCUUUGAUAACAGGCAGAGCUUUGAAAUCAAGGCACAGUAUGUGAAAGACAACAGAUUUGGAGGAGCAUUUGUCUGGUCUCUGGAUCUCGAUGACUUUGCUGGACAGUUCUGUGGACAGGGACAUUAUCCUCUCAUUAGUUAUCUGCGCACUCUUUUGAAUUCAGAUUCUCCACCACCUCCACCGGUAACCACACAUCCACCACUCGUCUCUACGAUCCCUCCUGGCCCAACAGCUACUACCACUACUACGGCUACUACCACUACUGCUACUACUGCCAAAACAACCUCAAGUCCUGUUUCUGGAAGUGGAUUCUGCGCUGAAAAGCCAGAUGGCCUGUAUGUAAAUGAUGAGGAUCCCCACACCUUUUAUCAGUGUGUCCAUGGACAUGUCUACAUCCAGACAUGUCCAAAUUAUCUUGUUUACAGUGAUGCAUGCAAAUGCUGUACCUAAUUGACACUGAAUAAAAGUUGUCUUGAUCUAGCAAAAA
Messenger RNA from Maylandia zebra (zebra mbuna), 1608 nucleotides. Its product is annotated as acidic mammalian chitinase. Gene Ontology annotation, cellular component: extracellular region. The record is from RefSeq and is a predicted model, not a curated record. Lineage: Eukaryota; Metazoa; Chordata; Actinopteri; Cichliformes; Cichlidae. Gene Ontology annotation, molecular function: hydrolase activity, hydrolyzing O-glycosyl compounds; chitin binding. Gene Ontology annotation, biological process: carbohydrate metabolic process.